AUUCAAAUUCCCCUCCUAAUAGUCCGCCUUAAAUACUGCUCGUCCUCAUCGUCGACAACCGCCUUCCUCGCCGUGCGACUCGUCCAUGUCGACACCUCGCGUCGUCAAGUUGACUGUGAUCACCGACUUUGUGUGUGUUAGCUGCUGUAUAGGUCAACAUGAACUCCUCGAAGCUAUCUCCUACUGCAAAGAUACCCUAGAUCUCCCCUUGCAAUUCGAGAUCGAACAUAUGCCAUUCAGGCUCAUUAGCAACAACGUCCUUCCGACCUCAUGUCCGAACAAGUACAAGAAGGAGGAAUUCCUCGAAAAGUUCAUCGGAAAGGAGCGUUUCACUGCGAUGGAACACAACAUCAACCGUUGGGCUGAAGAGAAGGGGAUCCCUGUCUCCCUAAGGGGCGUCAUGAGCCAAUCGACACUCGCCCACCGACUUGCGCUCAAGGCCCGGAAACUUGGUGGUCAGAAAUUACAGACCCCCCUAGUGUCUGCUAUCUUCAAGGCCACGAUGGAGGAGGGCAGGGACAUCUCGGACAUCAACGUCCUUGCGGAACUGGCAGAGGACGGUGGAGUUAUGAGCAAGAGUGACGCUAUUGCAUUCCUCAAAUCCGACGAACUGGAGAAGGAGGUCGACGACCUUUGCAACGCCGCCCGGGCGAAGGGAGUCACUGGUGUGCCAAUCACUGUUAUUGAUGAAAAGUGGGCUGUGAGUGGGGGACAGUCAUCAGACGUAUAUGUCCAGAUUUUCAAGAAGCUCGCUGCUUGCGGCGUUCACGCAGCUCCCUCCCCUUUCCCCAGCUCCCUGGUAUCGACAUGUCAGCCAGGCGGUGGUUGCGGCCAAUCAUGAACCGUCUUUCUGCUGCCACCUCUCGCAGCCACAUUAUCUUCGUUUGUUUUCUUUCGCCAUAAUGCCCCUAUUUUUG
Messenger RNA from Coprinopsis cinerea okayama7#130, 917 nucleotides. RefSeq lists its product as hypothetical. Bases 86 to 841 code for a protein of 251 amino acids. Lineage: Eukaryota; Fungi; Basidiomycota; Agaricomycetes; Agaricales; Psathyrellaceae. Gene Ontology annotation, molecular function: oxidoreductase activity. The record is from RefSeq and is a predicted model, not a curated record. The transcript is spliced from 5 exons.